This is a messenger RNA of Debaryomyces hansenii CBS767, 1275 nucleotides long. RefSeq lists its product as uncharacterized. Gene Ontology annotation, biological process: mitochondrial magnesium ion transmembrane transport. The transcript has a single exon. The record is from RefSeq and is a predicted model, not a curated record. Gene Ontology annotation, molecular function: magnesium ion transmembrane transporter activity. Gene Ontology annotation, cellular component: mitochondrial inner membrane. Bases 1 to 1275 code for a protein of 424 amino acids. NCBI's taxonomy places the organism in Eukaryota, Fungi, Ascomycota, Pichiomycetes, Serinales, Debaryomycetaceae.
AUGUAUUCUAUAAGCAAAAUAUGCUUAGGAGGUGUUAGGCAAUCCUAUUUGCGAACAGGUUCAUUAAUAUCUUCGAAAUUUCGAGAUAUCUACAACAUAAGGCUAUUCUCCAAUACUAGGAGAUGUCAAGAUGCCAAUUCAGAAGCAUUCAAUGAUGUACUAUUAAUGAAAGCAUUGUCUACAAAUAAGCAGCACAGUGAAAAUGCAUAUAUAAGAUGUACAAUAUUUGACAGUAAAGGUGAUAUAGUAGUGCACGGAAAGGAUAUUAGACGACUGCAAUUCAUGAAGACGCAUAAUCUAGUUCCUAGAGACUUUCGUAAGAUAACCAGACAUUAUCAUGGUAGUAAUAUGUCGUCGAUGAAUAACAUAAAUGUUGAUAUUGUGCCAUCGAUAGUCACUAGAGGAAAUAGUAUUUUACUAAAUUUGUCGAACAUAAAAGCAUUAAUUAAAAGUGACACUGUCGUGAUAUUCGACAGUCUUUCGAAGAAUUCUGGAUCAGGAAUGAACAAAUCACACUCUCAUGGCUCGUUUCUCAAAGACAUGAAUGAGAAGUUGAAAACGAAAAAUGAACAGGAUGAUUUGCCGUAUGAAUUUAGGGCCCUAGAGUGUAUUUUAAUUCACGUUAUGUUGAACCUAACGACAGAGAUGAAUGUUCACAAGACUGUAUUGCAAAAUAUUUUAUCGAGGUUAGAAGAAUCUAUAGAAAGAGUGAAGUUGCGUUAUUUAUUGAUACAGUCUAAGAAGAUAGCACAAUUCCAUCAAAAAACGAAAUUAAUCAGAGACUUACUCGAUAAUAUACUAGAACAAAAUGAUGAAUUGAAUGCGUUGUACCUUACUGAAAUUUCAAAAGGAAAGCCUCGUUUACAAGCGAACCAUGCAGAAGCGGAGAUGUUGUUGGAGUCCUACUAUAAAACUAUUGAUGAAAUAGUACAAACUGUUGAAAAUUUGAGAUCCCAAAUAAAAACCAGUGAGGAAAUCAUUAAUAUCGUUUUGGACUCUAACCGUAACGAGUUAAUGUUGUUGGGAUUGAAAUUCUCCACCGGAUUAUUAUCGAUGGGUUGUGCAUUAUACAUUGCUGCAUUAUAUGGUAUGAAUCUCGAAAAUUUUAUCGAGGAAACUGACGGAGGAUUUGAACUUGUCGUUGGUGGGGGGUCUAUUCUUUUAUUAAUUCUUUUGAUGUUCAGUGUAAAGCAGUUGAAAAAAGUACAAAGAAUUACUAUGACCGGUAUGGGAAGAGAAAAUUCAAGGAUCUCUAUUAAUGAUAAUAAAAGGUAA